Penicillium verhagenii is the source of this 1209-nucleotide messenger RNA. RefSeq names its product RNA-binding protein. The transcript has 4 exons. Bases 1 to 1209 code for a protein of 402 amino acids. Lineage: Eukaryota; Fungi; Ascomycota; Eurotiomycetes; Eurotiales; Aspergillaceae. The record is from RefSeq and is a predicted model, not a curated record. Gene Ontology annotation, molecular function: mRNA binding. Gene Ontology annotation, cellular component: cytoplasm; ribonucleoprotein complex; nucleus.
AUGCCGUACCUUGGACGAGAGAAAGGACGUAGUUCGAGAUCCCGCAGGUCAGACGAUGAAUUCGUCGUGUUUCUCCAAGGAAUCCCCGCACACUGCCGCUGGCAAGAGUUGAAAGACCUGGUGCGCCAAACUGCGCAGCAUAUCCGACAAGCCGUGGUAUACGAUGACAGCCACGGAUUCCCUACUGGAUUGGGUCAAAUCAUAGUCAAGAACGAAGACGAGGCGUGGCGGACUUAUCACCGGUUAUCAACCAACGGAUGGGAGGGCCAAAGUUUGGUCGUUACCUUAGCACGGACCAAUGCUCCUACAAAGGCCAUAGCUGGUCCUACCAGAAGCCCACCGGCCAUGAUUCAGAGCUCUAUACCCGGCCAUUCGACUCCACCUCGGCCGGGCAGUGUGGCCAUGCCUCCGUCGCCAAUCUCACCCGAGUCUACCCAAUCUCCGAGCACGACCUUCUCAUACCCCUGUGACUAUGGUCACCUGAUGAGUCCCAUGUCAAUGAACUCUCAUCAAUUCUUUCCCAUGAUGCCAGAUCCUCACAGCCAGCCCAUACAAUGCUUCCCGCCAUCCCCAAUGAUGCACUGCACCACGUUUGAUCCUCCAGCCUGGAACAUGAUGCCUAUGUAUCCGAUAUACCCCAUGUCUCCAAUCCCGCAACUCCCAGAGUCGACCGACAACGUGUACUCCCUCCCACACCCGCGUCAACCCUGGGCCAAAGACUCAGCCACCAUUUUGACACCGGAUCUCGCUCAGCGAGCAGUGGAUAUCAAGAACCUCCACACCAUGACCACGGCCUUUGACCUCGAGACUCUUCUCCAGGGCGUCGGAAUAGUUGAACAGUGCAAUGUGAGUGUAACCUACGAUGCAAAGCUGAGCCAAACGCAGGCACACGGGUCGGCAAUUAUGCAUAAUGUCGAGCAGGCGAGGAGGGCUGUUACGAUGCUCAACAAUAUGAUGUUCAUGGGUUCACGAAUUUGCGUGGAGAUGGAUACCAGGCCUACCGUGACACGAAGUGGGAGCUGGGAUGGGUCUAUGGGGCCCUCAGAUCCGGAUCUAUUGGAGCUCACUUCGAGGAUGAUGGGAUCCAAGUCUGCCAAGGCUAGACAGGAGACCUCUUCCAAGGACGUGGAGCUUUUUAGGCCACUUGUUGUUGAUGGAUCGGGUCAGAGCUCGUCAUUAGAGGUGUUGUCAACCUCUGCGCCUGUUUAG